Molecule: messenger RNA, 675 nt
Organism: Plasmodium relictum
Lineage: Eukaryota; Apicomplexa; Aconoidasida; Haemosporida; Plasmodiidae
Product: fam-h protein
Exons: 2
Coding region: 1-675 (224 amino acids)
Source: RefSeq, a predicted model, not a curated record
AUGAAAGGUAGAUGUAAUAAUAUAUCGAAUACUAGUAUAUACCCCGAAUACUACUUCCUCAUAGCCAAAGAAUUUAUUACUACAGAUAUAUCAACUAUAAAAAUAUACAAUAAAAAAGAUAAAAAAUAUACAUUAAAUUUUCCUAUAAUUUUUUUUAUAUUUGCUCUUUUAAUUUGUGUAUUACAGUGUUAUAAUAAUGGAGAUUCCUUUAGGUCAUGUAAUUAUAAAAAUAACUUAAAAAACGUAUUAAAUUUAGGAUUUAAAAGAUCAUUAGCAGAAAGUAAUGAUAGAAAAAUACAAACAAAUGAGGAAUUCAAAUUUUGUAAACAAGAGAGUUUAAAAAAAACAAAUUUAGAAUCAAGAAAGGAGGAAAGUGGUAUAAAGAAGAAUAUAUAUUUAGAAGAAGGAAAUGAUAUAGAGACAAUAGAAAAAAGUGAAAAAGUAAAAUUUAAUGAGAGGGUCUCAAAAAUGUGCAUAAAUAAUUUAAAACUAAUUUUAUCAUCCUUUACUUUUCCCUUAUCACUCAUUUCACUUAUAUUAUCUAUAAAAUUUAUUGGUAAUAUUGAUUCAAUAUUAGGUCCUUUGGCUUAUUUGUUAAUCAAUUUAUCUAUUGUAAUACAUUUAAUCCUUUUAAUACAAGAAAAAAUAGAGAAAAAACGUAAAAAUAAAUUAUAA